Molecule: messenger RNA, 837 nt
Organism: Oenanthe melanoleuca
Lineage: Eukaryota; Metazoa; Chordata; Aves; Passeriformes; Muscicapidae
Product: interleukin-17F-like
Exons: 4
Coding region: 1-837 (278 amino acids)
Biological process (GO): inflammatory response
Cellular component (GO): extracellular region
Molecular function (GO): cytokine activity
Source: RefSeq, a predicted model, not a curated record
AUGAACCCCAGCCCUGGCUGGAGAUGCCAGCCCAGACAACACCCCUGGGGUGCCACAAAGGACCCAGGAGAGGAGGAUGAAGGGACCAACUGCUCCUUUGCUGAAGGUCGGGAGCAGCAGAGCCGAGCUGUGAUCCGGAGCUAUGCUCUGCUCUGGCUGGUCAAACGGAACCAAGCCCGUCUUCCUGGGAGGUUUGGUCCCCUUCAACCAGCUAUAGCAGUGUGGAAAACACCAAGGCAGGGAGGUUUGCCUCCCUGUGCCCCAGCUCAGCCCCACCAGCCCUUCCUCCCCGAUGGAUCUGCCCCGGCUCCGCACGUCUCCGGGGGCGCGCCUGGGGAUGAGGCACCUGGACAGCUCAGACCCCUGCUCCUCGUGCUGCUGGCCGUGCUGUCAGCCAGCAGUCCUGCCCAGGGGAGGGUGAUCAAACCUGGGCUCAAGACAGGGAAUCUCCUCAAGCAAGCAUCUGCUGGAUGCCUGACCCAAAAAGACUCAAAAUUCCCCCAAACUGUGAGAGUCAACCUCAGCAUCAGCAGCACGAACCAGGAGACCAAAGGCAGUCUGAAUGUCAGCAGCCGCUCUCUGUCCCCGUGGGAUUACAGGAUCGACGAGGACCACGACCGCUUCCCGCGGCUGCUGGCGCACGCCGAGUGCCGCCACUCGCUGUGCGUGACCCCGCAGGGACAGCUGGACCCCGGCCUCAACUCCGUGCCCAUCCAGCAGGAGAUGCUGGUGCUGCGCCGGGAGCAGAGGGGCUGCCAGCAAUCCUACAGGCUGGAGAAGAGGAUUGUCACCGUGGGCUGCACCUGUGUCACCCCCUUGGUGCAGCACCAAGCCUGA